GUCACUUCACAUGUGUUUCGUGAAAAAUACCAACCUACCUAAUUUCAUAAAUUGCGUUGGGAUACUAUAACUACAUUACCAAUAUAAACUUGGGAAGAAAUUGCAAAGCUUCUAGAAGAAGUCAGACAAAUUUUUCUUUGAUAUAAAACAUUGCGUAUACAACGCGAGACUAUGAAGAACUUAAGUUUAUGGGAUGUUUCUUCUAAGAAAUAUUCAAUAGAAUCUGUUGAUACAUUUUGUGCUUGUUACGGUCAUCACGAGGAAUCGGCAGCGGGAGAACUUUUUGUAUGUUCAAAUAAGCUGGUCGUGAGUAAUUUUGAUAAUAAUUGUGAGAUUAAGUGGACUAAAGAUCUCACAGAGAUUGUAACGGCGGAAAAUGAACCUGUAAACGUAACAUUUUUGGGGUUAACCAAUUGUGUGAGUGUUGGUCUCGCGAACGGCGAGUUGAUCACAAUAAGUGACUUUGGAAGUAAAUGUGACUUGGCAGGCACUUGUGAGAAUGGGUUACUGGCAAUGGAAUGGAGUCCAGAUCAAGAGUUAUUGGUUGUGGUUACUAAAGACUUAAAUGUAAUAUUAAUGUCAUGUAUUUAUGAUCCUAUCAAUGAAUCAAAUUUACUAAUAAAUGAAUUUGGAGAAAAGCAAUUUAUUACAGUUGGAUGGGGUAAAAAAGAAACACAGUUUCAUGGCUCAGAGGGUAAACAAGCUGCAAAAUCACAAACAGAAGUAUUUGCUGAUAAGGAUGAUCAGCUUGACAACAAAAUAAUAAUAACCUGGCGAGGGGAUGGUAGUUUGUUUGCUAUUGGUUUUGUAAUGGAAGGCGUCAGAAUGUUCAAAGUUUUUGAUAGAGAUGGAAACUUGCAGUAUACAAGUGAAAAACAACCUGGCCUUGAAGCCAACUUAUCAUGGAGGCCCAGUGGGAACUUGAUUGCAGCAACACAAAAAUUAACUGACAAGUACAUUGUAUCAUUCUUUGAAAAAAAUGGCCUCAAACAUGGGGAGUUUACAAUACCUCUUGAAUUAACAGCUGUUGUUGAAGAUUUGUACUGGAGUUUUGAUUCAGAAAUAUUAGCUUUGUUAUGCAAUGACAACACUACAUACACUCAGAAAGUACUGCUUUUUACAAGUAGCAACUAUCAUUGGUACUUAAAGCAAACACUAACAUUUAAUGGACAACAAAAAAUAGGGAAAAUUAUGUGGGAUAAUGAUUUUGAUAUAGCCAACAAUAAAAAGAUGCAUAUACUAUUAAAAACUGGAGAGCAUUAUGCCUACUCAUGGAUAUGGAAUAUUGAUAAUAGCAAAGGUAAAAGUGACUGUGAUGAUGCGGCUGUAGCUGUUAUAGAUGGAAAGAAAUUAUUAAUUUCAGCAUUUAGAUAUACAACUGUUCCUCCUCCUAUGGCAAACACAGAGAUUGAAUUAGAGAAUGACAUUGAAUCAGUACAUUUUGCACCAGAUAAUGACAGAGAGUUGAAUUCUAAUUCAUGUGUAGUAAAAACAGAUAAGGAAUUUGUUUUUCUAAAGCAGUCUCUCAGAAAUCCUUUAAGAUAUGAAGCAUAUAAAACUAUACCUCACAAAAAUGUUAGUUUUCCAUUCCAGUGUUAUAAUUGGUACUGGUUGGACAGUAAAACAUUUUUAUGCACUUCAGUUGACAAUAAUAGUUCUUAUCAAUUUAUGCAAUACCAAAUAUCAGAGGGCAUAAUAGUAAAAGAAAGUGUACAGCCUCUACCAUCAGCAGUAACAAGGAUACAUUGCCAUCCUUUUUUAAAAUCUGUUGUAUUUUUACAACUAAACACUGGGGAGAUUUUAGAGUAUCGUUUUGAUGGUACAAUUAUUCCUCAUAUAUAUUCAUUUUUGGAAGCAUGUCCUAAGUUUUCCGUUUUCUCGGUAAACAAUGAUGUCUACUUAUUAGGACUUUCACACAAAGGAUGUCUGUAUAUUAAUGAUAAAAUGAUCAUGAAUAAUGUUAGCUCCAUAUCUAUUCAUACAAGCUUUCUAUUGCUAACUACAUUGAAACAUGUUCUUCUUUGCACUGAAUUAACAAAAUCUGGCUUGCACAGCCUUGAAACAUAUGAGAAAACGGAUACAUCAGAUAUUUAUAAAAGGAAAAUUGAACGUGGAGCUAAAUUGGUUGUGACUGUUCCAAAAGCAACGAGAACUGUUUUUCAAAUGCCAAGAGGAAAUCUGGAAACUAUUGAACCUAGACCCUUGUCACUUAAAAUAAUUGGAGAAUAUCUUGAUCUUUGCAAAUAUUAUGAUGCUUUUGAUUUAAUGAGAAAGCAAAGAAUAAAUCUCAAUUUAAUUUACGAUCAUAAUCCUAAACUGUUUACUGAGAGCAUAGAUAAAUUUUUUGAUGCUAUACAGAAUAACUCGUGGCUCAAUCUUUUUUUGUCAGAUCUUGAAAAUGUUGAUGUCACUAAAACAAUGUACACUAGUUGUUACCCUGAUAGAAAAGAUGAUGCAGAUAGAACCCAAGGAAAGAUACAACAUGUGUGUGAUAUUGUUAUAGCACAUAUUAAUAAAGCAAAUGACUAUGCUAACAGGAUAUUGCCACUUUUGACUGCUCUUAUAAAAAAUAAUGACUUAGAAAAGGCAUUAACUAUUAUAAACAAUCUGAAAAAAGAAGAGUUGAAUGGAAGUAAUUUACCCGUUACGUCAGAUGAUGCACUUAAGUAUCUUUUAUACAUGGUCAAUGUUGACAAUCUAUUUGAUGUUGCACUAGGAAUGUAUGACUUUGACCUUGUGUUACUGGUAGCUAAUAAGUCACAAAAAGAUCCCAAAGAAUAUGUUGCUAUGUUAAAUGAGUUGAAUGAAAUGGAUGAAAAUUAUAAGCGGUUUACUAUAAAUAAACACUUAAAGAGGUUUGAAAAAGCUGUACAAUGUCUUGCAAGGUGUGGACCAAGCAGAUAUGAAGAGCUUAAAACGUUUGUUAGAUACCAUAGUCUUUACAGAGAAGCUUUGGGACUGUUUUCAAUCAAUGACAACAUAUACAAGCAAAUGGCAGAUGAUUUUGGACUUUACUUGAAAUUAAAAAAGCAAUAUAUUGAAGCUGGUAUAAUAUAUGAAAGAGCAAAAAGUAACGAAAAAGCAAUUGAAUGUUACAAAGAAGCCUUGGAGUGGGAACUGGUAUUAAAAUUAGCUCAGGAUAAACCUAAAGAAGAGUUGAAAGAAUUGUUUUGGGAUCUAGCUAAUUCUCUUAAGGAAGUAAAACGAUACAAAGAAGCAUUAACAAUUAUGGAACAACUUGAUGAAGAUGAUGAAAACAUUAUUAAUUUUGCUAUUGAAUGUGCUCAAUAUAAAACAGCAUUGCGGUUUUGUACAAAGUUUAAAAAGAUGAAGUUAAUAGAAACAAGUCUGCUGCCAUCUUUAUUGGACGAAUUUGUAAAUACAAAGGAGCUCAUAGAAACAAAUUGGAUGAACUUUAAAAAGUAUAAAAAUCGACUCCAAGAAGUUAAAGAAAUGAAGAGGAAUAAAUCUGUUGACCUGUAUGAUCCUUACUAUGCUACUAAAGACAGUGAUUUAUACUCUGAUGUGGGUAGUACCAUUGCAUCUUCUUCUGGGUCUGGGCGAUCAUAUCGUUCAAGUAAAAAUAGAAGGAAACACGAACGAAAAGUUGCAUCCCUAAAAGAAGGUUCACAGUAUGAAGACACUGCACUCAUUAUGGUCUUACACAACUUGGUCACAUCAACAUUUGAAUUAAGGAUACAGGUUAAGGAAAUCAAUAUUGUGUUAUCUUGUCUUGGUAAAGACUUGGAAGCGAUAACACUUCAGACAAGCCUAGAAAAAACAUUGAAGGAGAUGAAGGAAAGCUUUAAAGAAAUAUGGAGCAACACAUUUACCUUGGAAGCAACAAGUGCUGCAGUUGCCGCAGAGAAUAUUCCAGAAGGGUGUAGUGUUAUACCACAAGGAAUGGCCACUCUUGAAUCACAUCUUAGAAUAGCUCCAGUUGUACAAGAUCUUCAAUGGAAACUUGAGGGGCUAAACCUAUAAUACCAUUAGGUACAUUAAAUUUAAUAUGUAUCUUAGCAAGAGUGUAUAUUUUUGUUAAUUUAGGUAAUAAAUGAAAGUAAUUUAAA
Pararge aegeria (speckled wood butterfly) is the source of this 4070-nucleotide messenger RNA. It is a transcript of the gene Elp1, whose product is annotated as putative elongator complex protein 1. The coding region runs from base 172 to 3984 and encodes 1270 amino acids. The record is from RefSeq and is a predicted model, not a curated record. Gene Ontology annotation, molecular function: tRNA binding; protein binding. Gene Ontology annotation, cellular component: elongator holoenzyme complex; cytosol. NCBI's taxonomy places the organism in Eukaryota, Metazoa, Arthropoda, Insecta, Lepidoptera, Nymphalidae. Gene Ontology annotation, biological process: tRNA wobble base 5-methoxycarbonylmethyl-2-thiouridinylation. The transcript has 8 exons.